This is a messenger RNA of Egretta garzetta (little egret), 326 nucleotides long. It is a transcript of the gene DAZAP2, whose product is annotated as DAZ associated protein 2. Lineage: Eukaryota; Metazoa; Chordata; Aves; Pelecaniformes; Ardeidae. The annotation marks the transcript as partial. The record is from RefSeq and is a predicted model, not a curated record. The transcript has 2 exons.
CCGGGCGCUUCCGUCUCCCUGCCCGUGGCCCAGUCUGUGGCCGUGGGGCCGAUCGGCUCGUCGGUCCCCAUGGCCUAUUACCCCGUGGGGCCGGUUUAUCCUCCGGGCUCGACGGUCCUCGUUGAAGGUGGCUUUGAUGCUGGAGCAAGGUUUGGGGCUGGAGGAACCCCCAGCAUCCCUCCCCCCCCUCCCGGCUGUCCCCCCAACGCCGCCCAGCUGGCCGUCAUGCAGGGAGCCAACGUCUUGGUGACGCAACGGAAGGGAAACUUCUUCCUGGGAGGCUCAGACGGCGGCUACACUAUCUGGUGAAGGAGGAGGAGGCGGGG